CCCCCCCACCCCACCCCACCCCACCCCCCCUAAUCAUUGAUCGAUUCCCCUCGCUCGACCGGGCCAAAUUUCUCGCGCAGUUCCGCCGGCCCGGCGGCGAGGCCGGUUGCGCCGAAUCUGGGGCCGAUUUCGCUCUGCGUCGGUGUCCGUGUUCGUGGGUUCCUGUGCUGUGGUUUUGGGGGGGAUGGAGCGGUGGCUGCACGCCGCGGUUCUAAUGUGCUUGCUGGUGCUUUGCUCCGGGAGAGAACUUAAGACCAAAAGUGCGCCAAUAUAUAAUUCGACACUCGCAAAUACGCUUGCAGAGUAUACUUCAGCAGUUUAUACUAAUGAUCUGACACAAUUAUUUACUUGGACCUGUGAAAAAUGUGGUGACUUAACGAAGGGGUUUGAGGUGAUAGAGUUGAUUAUUGAUGUGAAAAAUUGCUUGGAGGCAUAUGUCGGUUUUGCAAAGGACAUGAAUGCUGUUGUUGUUGCGUUCAGAGGCACUCAAGAAAACAGCAUCCAGAAUUGGAUAGAGGACUUGUUCUGGAAACAACUUGAUCUCGACUAUCCAGGCAUGCCUGAAGCAAAGGUGCACAGUGGGUUUUAUUCUGCUUAUCAUAACACAACAUUGCGUGAUGGAGUCGUACAUGGCAUUCAGAAGACCAGGGAAGCUUAUGGCAAUAUUCCCAUCAUGGUCACAGGGCACUCCAUGGGAGGAGCCAUGGCUUCAUUUUGCGCCCUUGAUCUUAUUGUCAACUAUGGGUCAGAGGACGUGACACUAAUGACAUUUGGGCAACCUCGGAUUGGCAACGCUGUGUUUGCCUCCCACUUUAAAAAAUACUUGGCAAACGCUAUUCGAGUAACUAACGCGCACGAUAUUGUGCCUCAUUUACCCCCGUACUACCAUUACUUCCUGCAGAAAACUUACCAUCAUUUCCCCCGAGAGGUAUGGGUCCAUAAUGUCGGCCUUGAUAGCCUAGUAUACCCGAUUGAGGAAAUUUGUGACGAUUCUGGUGAAGACCCUAGAUGCAGCAGGUCUGUGAGUGGAAACAGCGUGCAAGACCAUAUCCACUAUCUUGGCAUCAGUAUGCACUCUGAGUCACGGGGAUCUUGCAGGAUUGUCACAGACGACAAUAUGCUCAGGUACAAGAUUGGCACUGUUGACGGCACUAUCGUCUUGUCGAAGGAGCCUGGUUUAUCUGUUGAUCAGCAACACAGCGCACAGUAAACAGGCUCAAGAUCUCGCAUGCCAAGUGCAAUAUGCUUCUUGGCAAAUCGAAGGACUAUCUCAUGUGCAUACACACAAUCAUGUUGAUGUAUUCUGCUGGCUGGAUUGAAUCAUCUUUGCUCAGGGUGCAUUUCUGAAAUUUGCGAACAUAAACAUGUUGACUAACUUGUUCAUAUUCAUGUAUAUAUUGAUUUAUUCAAGCAAGGCGGCUGCUUCUCAUUAUGCGCAA
Messenger RNA from Brachypodium distachyon (stiff brome), 1439 nucleotides. RefSeq names its product lipase. The coding region runs from base 185 to 1210 and encodes 341 amino acids. Lineage: Eukaryota; Viridiplantae; Streptophyta; Magnoliopsida; Poales; Poaceae. The record is from RefSeq and is a predicted model, not a curated record. The transcript is spliced from 10 exons. Gene Ontology annotation, biological process: lipid metabolic process.